ACUGCAAAUGCCGCGAUGGCUACAGACUGGGCACCGAUGCCAAGUCUUGUAUAGUGAUCAACCCGUGCCAAAUUAACCAGGGUGGAUGCCAACAUAUCUGCCAAAACCAUCGUUCUAAAGCCAUCUGCCAAUGUUUCCCUGGUUACCAACUGGCAACUGAUGGUAAAACAUGCAUUGACAUUGACGAAUGUGCCCGACGUACCGGUGCAUGCAAGCAGGAGUGCAUCAACACCGUGGGAUCUUACACAUGUUCCUGUAUCAAAGGAUUUCAGCUGGGAACAGACGGUCGCUCUUGUUACCAGAUCAAAGUGGAGAUUGUUAACAGCUGUCUGACCAAUAAUGGUGGUUGUGGCCAUAAAUGCACCCACAUUCGAUCAGGACCUGUCUGUUCCUGCAAACCGGGCUAUUUACUUCAAGCUGAUGGGAAAUCAUGCGAAGAUAUCAAUGAAUGCCUGGAUGAGGACCAUUGCUGUUCACAGUCCUGUUAUAACAACCCAGGAUCGUACAUGUGCGGAUGCACAGCUGGCUUCCGUUUGAAAAGAGAUGUUUGCGGCUGUGAAGAUGUUAACGAAUGUCUCAAUGACAAUGGAGGCUGCGAAGAGCAGUGCGUCAAUUCUGAAGGGUCGUACCAAUGUAUCUGUAGAGUUGGCAAGCUGUUGGCUCGAGAUGGCCACACCUGUAUACUUAAAAUCUCCAGAGGAGAUACCCCAGUAACCCCUGAAUCAACUGCUUCUACCCUCACACACUCAGACACACAGUCACAUGAGAGAGUACCCACUAACCCUAAAGAAUGUGAGAUUGGUUAUUUCGGACCAAACUGCCAUUUUACCUGUAGUAAUUGUAUGAACGGUGGACAGUGCAAUGAAGCCAGAGAUGGUUGUCUCUGUAAACCUGGAUUCCAAGGAAUUCUUUGCAACAACACAUGUCGACAGGGUACAUUUGGUAUUGACUGCAACAGACUGUGUACUUGUCAAAACGGAGGGACUUGCAACCCAGAAACGGGUGAAUGUACAUGUCCACCAGGUAUUAAAGGUGUAAGCUGUGAAAUUGGUUGCUCACCUGGUUACUAUGGUGAGGACUGUAACAAGAGGUGCCCCCAGCAGUGUCCAGAAGGUUACUGUAAUCGUAUGUUAGGUAACUGUGAAUGCGAACCAGGAAUGUUUGGUCCGUUGUGUAAUCGGAAGUGUCCAGACUUCUCCUGGGGUCGCAACUGUAUUCAAGAAUGUGCUUGUAACCAGAAACAUAGUUCAGGAUGUGAUCCUAAAAAUGGUAAAUGUAUAUGUCUUGCUGGAUACCAAGGAAUCAGUUGUAACCAAAAAUGUCCAGCAAAUAGAUAUGGCAUUAAAUGCCAAGGAACAUGUAAUUGUCCGAAAGAGACAACUUGUGACCAUGUUGGUGGAGAAUGUAAAUGGAACUGUCCAGCAGGUCGGACAGGGUUCAGGUGCCAGAAAGUCUGUGAACGAGGAAAAUAUGGACGGAAUUGUUUGAAACAAUGUGAAUGUGGCAACAGUGGCUGUAAUCCUGAGACUGGGGCAUGUCUCUGUGAAGCCGGACACCAUGGCAGACAUUGUCUACAAGAAUGCAAACAAGGACGUUGGGGUAUAAAUUGCCUUAAUGUCUGUGAAUGUCAAAACGGUGCUUCCUGCGACCCUGCUACAGGAGAAUGUAUAUGUCGACCUGGCUGGUUCGGUCUCUCGUGUGAACAAGAAUGUCCUCGCAACAGAUAUGGAGAGAAAUGUCUGGAAAGGUGCAGAUGUGAGAACAAUGCAACCUGUAUUGCAACAAAUGGUUCCUGUAUUUGCCAACCAGGUUGGGUUGGACAAGUCUGUGACAGAAUGUGUGCCCCGGGAACUUAUGGUGUAAAAUGCCGCAGCAAAUGCAUCUGUCAGAACAGUGCCGAAUGUGACCCAGAGACUGGAGAGUGUAUUUGUUCUCCAGGCUGGACGGGAGUUGGUUGUAAUGAACGAUGUCCCCAAAACACAUAUGGCCCUGGAUGUUCAAUGAGAUGCGCUUGUGAAAACGGAGCCUACUGUGACCACAUCCAUGGUGUCUGUAUCUGUACAGCAGGUUGGCGAGGGAAGCUUUGCAACAAAGCCUGCCCCGAGGGCUUCUAUGGCAUUGAAUGUCGAAAGAAAUGUGAAUGCAACAAUGGAGCACAGUGUGACUACGUGACUGGGGUGUGCAGCUGUGCACCAGGAUGGAUGGGGAACAAGUGCACGACCCCUUGUCCAGAAGAUACCUAUGGAAAGGACUGUGAAGGGUUCUGUGACUGUCUCAAUGGUGGGAACUGUGAUGCUGUAUCUGGAAUUUGCAUUUGCAAACCUGGAUAUAUGGGCAGACAGUGUGAAAAAGUCUGCAGAGCUGGGUUCUUUGGAAUCGGUUGCCAACAACGCUGUCGAUGUCUAAAUGAAGGCGACUGUGACCCUAUCAAUGGCUCCUGUAACUGCAAAAGUGGUUGGAUGGGAAAAUCUUGUGAAAAACGAUGUUCCAGAAACACGUACGGCCGCAACUGUGAACAGCUUUGUCGCUGUGCCAAUGGUGGAGACUGUAAUCCAGAAACGGGAGAAUGUAGUUGUGACGAUGGUUACAUUGGAAGAUUCUGUGAAAACAAAUGCUCAAAAGGUUUCUUUGGGCAAAAUUGUGAAAAUAAAUGUAAAUGCAAGAACAACGCCAGCUGCCAACAUAGGACAGGUCGCUGUUUGUGUACGACAGGAUGGAGGGGAAGACACUGUGAUAAAAUCUGUAUUCCAGGGUUUUUUGGUGAAGGAUGUUCCAAAAUGUGUAAAUGCCAUAAAGGUGAACCUUGUGACCAUAUUACUGGCAAAUGUAGUUGUCCACCUGGGUAUACAGGGCACGGCUGUCAUCAAACAUGUCCACCACGCACCUAUGGUGCCGGAUGCAAGAAGAAAUGCAACUGUGGUCGGAAGUCAGUCUGUGACCAUGUUACUGGCAAAUGCACCUGUAAAUCUGGACGGAAAGGCAAAGAUUGUAACCGAAGUAAAACAUUUAAAAUCAAGAGGAAAAUGAAGAAACAGAAAACGGCCAAAACAACACCAAGUCCUGAACUUCACGGAGGUUGCAAAGAAAAUGAAUUUGGUCCUGGAUGCAACCGAGUCUGUGAAUGUCAGAAUGGCGGUCAUUGUGAUGAAGUGAGUGGAGAAUGUAUCUGUCUUUUGGGAUGGAUUGGAGCAACAUGUGAACAACCUUGUCCUACUGGUCGUUAUGGAUUGAACUGCACAGAAGUUUGUCAGUGUCAACAUGGUGGAAUCUGUGAUCCCCGAUCAGGGAGAUGUUCUUGCCCAGCUGGACACAUGUCAAAAUAUUGUGAAACAUCUUGUCCCCCAAACAAGUAUGGCAACAACUGUGAGAAUGACUGCCAAUGUGGGAAGGCUGGCAUUUGUAAUCCACAGGAUGGAACAUGUCAGUGUAAAAUGGGUUGGAGUGGCGAAACUUGUGAAGAAUCCUGUCCAUCCGGUCGAUAUGGUCCCGACUGCGUACACACAUGUCAGUGUCAAAACAAGGGAACGUGUGAUCCAGUCACGGGUUGUUGUACCUGUGCAAAUGGCUACUAUGGACAACUCUGUGAAAUUCAGUGUCCUCCAGGAUCUCAUGGUUUCUAUUGUAAAGAACGGUGUGACUGUGAGAACGAAGCAUUGUGUGAUCCAGCCACGGGUCAAUGUAAAUGCAAGCCGGGAUUCAUAGGAAAUCGCUGUGAAAAAGAAUGUGAACCCGGGACCUUUGGUUUACACUGUCAAGAGAAAUGCGACUGUGCUUCUUACGGCUGCAACCCAGUCACAGGGGAAUGCAAAUGUCCCUCAGGAUACGCUGGAACCAGGUGUGAAAGAGCAUGUCAUGAAGGCCGCUAUGGUCCAAACUGUCGCUACACCUGUGAGUGUGACAACUAUGGAACAUGUGACCCCAUGUCCGGUCACUGUAACUGCCUAGACGGUUGGAUUGGUGCUAAAUGUGAACUCACAACAGAAACUUCAGGCCAGCGGCGUGGAGAUGUACAUUGGACUGACCACUAUAGCAAGUAGCAGAACAUGACUUUCAAACUGUGACAGAUGUGAUAGAAUGCUUGACCGCCAGAUCAAAUUUGACAGCAGGCAGUGGACAUCAAGAAGAAAAUAUGACAAACAGCCAUGGCACACAAUUACACACACACACUCACUCACCAUAGACUCAGUCACAGACACACACACAGAUUGGAAAAGUCUUUUUGUGGAAGACCUUGGAUUCUUAUGGAACCAAGACAGACAUUUUUGUUACCAAACCACUGCCAUUGAUUCCUCAAAGAGAUAAAAAAAAAGAACUGAUUUCCAUAAAAAAUACUUCCUAUGAUAAGUUACUCUCUAUAUAUGUGUGUGUGUGUGUAUAUGUAUGUAAGUUUGCAUUUAUAUACACUUGCAUACAUAUAGUGUGUAUAAUUUAUAUAUAUAUAUAUAAGCAUAUACAAAAAUGUAUCUAUAUAUAUAUAAAAAAGCACCUGUAUAUAUAAAUUUGCAUAUAUAUUUAUAUAUAAAAGCACAUAUAUAUUUACACAUUUUCCUAAAUGAAAAUAUGUGCAUGUAUAUAUAAUAUAUAUAUAUAUGCAUGUAAAUGUGUGUGUGUGUGUGUGUGUGUGUGUAUAAUUUUAUAUAUCAUACAAAUAGUUUUUUUUGUUUGUUUUUUUACUCAAUAAUACUGUUAUAUUUUUUUUAUUUCUAAACAAAAAAAAACAACAAUGGCGUAUAAAAUAACCCAAUUCACUUUCUGAAAGUUUCUAUCUACAAAAAAAAAAAAAAAUGUAAAAACAACAACAAACAAUAAUGCUUAAAACAAAAGAAAAAACAUUAUGAAACAAACGAUUAAAAAAUUAAUUUAACACAAAACAAAACUGAAAAAAAAAAAAAAUAUUGAGGAAAAAAACAAAAAUGUAUUAUAUUAUCAAAAAUUAUUUGUAUUAUUGACAAAUUAUAUUAUUGAAAAAUUAUAAUAUCGAGAAAAAAGAAAAAGAAAAUAGUAAGAAUUGA
Octopus bimaculoides (California two-spot octopus) is the source of this 5012-nucleotide messenger RNA. RefSeq lists its product as uncharacterized. The record is from RefSeq and is a predicted model, not a curated record. NCBI's taxonomy places the organism in Eukaryota, Metazoa, Mollusca, Cephalopoda, Octopoda, Octopodidae. Gene Ontology annotation, molecular function: calcium ion binding; protein binding; scavenger receptor activity. Gene Ontology annotation, biological process: heterophilic cell-cell adhesion.